AUGGCAACUACGCGGGAAGAGAAGAAAAAGACUAUUUCUACAGGAACGUUGAAUCUGAGAUUCAUGCAGCGUGCAGCCGGUGGUGCUGAAACUCCGGCCCUGCAAAAGAAAGAGGUUGUUGAUGAAGGAUCGUGGGACAUCGGGCCAGAAAUGAGAAGGGCAUUGGGCCUUGAGAAGUCGACUACCGAUAAAUCCGAAGGCACUUCGUCAGUAUCGUAUGAAUCAUCGUACAUCCCCUUUGUUGGCUCCAGUGCAUCUCAAGGACGGUCACGCUUUAACAAAUAUGGAGUCAGAAAGAGCAUCGGAACCGGAGAGGGGUCAGAGGCAAAUAGCGAUAAUGAAGAAGACACGAAGGACAACGACCCUGGUAGUCCAUCGAAGGAUGAACCAAGUAGCCAAUCCCCGGUUUCGCCUGGUGCGAAGGACAUGUUUUUGCGGCCUGGGGGCAUCGACGAACCAACUUCCGAUUUACACAAAAGCAAAAGGCUCAAAGUUUCUACCGAUGGGGGGAGUGGGCGCCGUCAUGAUGCUGGUGGUUCUCUGGAUUCGAGACCCCGUUUAACGGGUGUAUCAAGAGCAUGGAAGGGAAGUCGGCCGAAUGACAAGGGGUCCAGUGCAAAAGCUCAGCAGACGCUCCAGAAAGGGCGAAGUCGCGGGCCCGACACCACAUAG
Molecule: messenger RNA, 672 nt
Organism: Cantharellus anzutake
Lineage: Eukaryota; Fungi; Basidiomycota; Agaricomycetes; Cantharellales; Hydnaceae
Exons: 4
Coding region: 1-672 (223 amino acids)
Source: RefSeq, a predicted model, not a curated record